Molecule: messenger RNA, 1300 nt
Organism: Schistosoma bovis
Lineage: Eukaryota; Metazoa; Platyhelminthes; Trematoda; Strigeidida; Schistosomatidae
Source: the annotation of a GenBank genome assembly
AGUAACCGCACUUUCAAUUUACUCACUCAAUAAAAGGGACUCCCUCACGAAUAAAGACGGAAAGUUAUAGCACAAUACAUUGUUUUUCUGUUUUUCGAAUACAUCAAUUUAAAUAUAUUCAUGUUUAGGGAGCGUUAAUUUAAAUUCCGCGCUUACUGGAAAGUCGAGUUCUCUUGGGUUCUUGUCUCACGGGGUAAGCUAACUGACUAUUGCCUGCAGUUUUGGAUGACCUCAAAUUUAACAACUCCCGAUUUGGAACUUUUGGAUAAGUAUGUCGAUGAGACUCCGACUGCUGUCAAUAUUGCCAUCCCGAUAAUUUCAAUUAUGUUUUUCUUUGCAUCUGUUGUUAUAACCUAUUUCAUUGAUGACCCCGGCAUAAAAACUUUGAAAAAUGCUUCGACAGAAGAUAAUUUAAAGCCGAUUUCCGAAUCCGAUAAAAAUCACCUUAGGUAUUUAGCAGAGCGCAAGCUUUACGUCGACAUGAAGGGUCAUACAUUUUCCGCGUUCACACCUUCACGAACAACAACAGAGUCUGAUGCACACGCCAGUCACUCGACUGGCGUGGAUGGUGGACGCCGCCGAGCAUGCUCUGAAUCUCAUGCUCCUAGUUUUCCUGAAACGAAUUCGGAGACACAAAUUAUUUUACAACACAUGCUAAUACGUGCGGGGUAUGCACACAAUAAUACUGAUAGCUUAUUUUCUGGGAAUUCCGGUCGUUCACGUUCUGGGUUUAGCAAUCCAUUCUCCUCCUUGAAAAAGCCUAAAUCCACAAACGUUGAGACUCAGGAAUGCUGAAUCGCGCAGACGCAGUUCAACAUUGAGCAUAGAUUGGAUUUAUAGCGUAUUCAUGGUAUAUAUCUACAAAUACUGUUAUUAUAUUUAUCCUGUUGUUAGAUAAAUAAUAAUAUCCUUGAAAUAAUAAUCUCUGUGCUUUUUACAAACGUUUUGAUUUGACCUUCUACAAUCAUCAAUAAUACAUAUCUUGUUUCCUUAACCGACUUUAAUUUCAUUAUGCAUUAACUUAUAUUCAUAUGUUUUCUCCAUUUUGUGUUCUAAUGGAUAUCUUAGAUUUUGUAUUUAAAUGUUUCCCAUUACUCUCACAUGCCACACUGUUUGGGGGUUGUUCUUUCGGUAAAUGAAAUGAUGGAAAAUAAAUAUAUGAUAAUACGUAUCUUCGGAUUAUUUCCAGCGUAUGUAUCUUAGUUCAUAGCUUGAGAUUUCUUUUAUACAAGGGUAAUCAUUCUCUGCGCUUGUUUUUGGAUUAUUUAUUAUUAUUAUUUAUUAUUAUUAUUAUUAUUAU